Messenger RNA from Aureobasidium pullulans EXF-150, 671 nucleotides. RefSeq lists its product as uncharacterized. The transcript has a single exon. The record is from RefSeq and is a predicted model, not a curated record. The coding region runs from base 169 to 636 and encodes 155 amino acids. Lineage: Eukaryota; Fungi; Ascomycota; Dothideomycetes; Dothideales; Saccotheciaceae.
UGGACGGAAGUAAAUGGCUUCCAGAUGUCGAUGAAGGCGGUCUUUAAUAAAAUUUCCACGCGGUAUCCCAUCUGGUUUCCAUAGAAAGCUCUCCAUUCUGGUCAAUAUCAGCCAGCUAUCUGCCUCUCAGUGUGUCAUCUGUCGUAGACUGUAUUCCUCGGCGGCUAGAUGGGUUGUAUGCCAGGCCAAUCACACGCGCUAUCAUUGUCAAUCACGAAUCUGCAAGCGCCAGACGCACAACGCGUGCCGCAAGCUUCAUUGAUCUUAAAGUCGUUCAUCUUCCAAUUGCUGUGCAAGAAGCCAUGGGAACUUGAAGACUCGUACCCUCUUCGCGUCAGCCACUUACCUUGGAUACAAGUGCUGCACAAACCUGGAAGAAGGUGCACUGCAGCACCCUUGACACACAAAACGACUUGUCGACACAUCCUGUCUUGUGCAGCAUUAUGCUGUGCAACCAUAACUCUCCUCGGGAAAACUUCGGGUUUCGAGACUCGCAGGUCGGCCAUCUGGAACACCAUGGAGCUCAACGAGCGGACAGACUUUACAAGGUAUCGACAGUUAGAUGACCGAUUUGCUUUUGAAGAUACAAGAGACCGGCUGCUUGUACUAUUGUGCAGGUCCACCGACAGCUCGUGAAUGGUGGAAUCGAACUCGGCUCACCACUUGUUCCG